Molecule: messenger RNA, 2394 nt
Organism: Amphibalanus amphitrite
Lineage: Eukaryota; Metazoa; Arthropoda; Thecostraca; Balanomorpha; Balanidae
Exons: 2
Coding region: 1115-2326 (403 amino acids)
Source: RefSeq, a predicted model, not a curated record
UGGCACGCCUGGCGCCGCCCGUGGCGCCUCCCCGGCUGGCCGCGCCCGGCGCCGCCCCUGCCGCGUGGCCCUGGGGCGGGGUCGGCGGCUAGCCCUGGCUGGGCGGGCGGCGGCCCGGGAGACGGGAUCGGAGGGACGUGUGGAGCGGUACGCGCUUGUACUCCCUAAACUGCAAAUAGAGUGACGUUCGGAUCCGGUGUGUUCAGCUCCCGCAACAUUUGGCGCGGUCGGUAGGACCGGCGACGGCAACGGUGAGUCUGUUGUGUUAUUAUCGUUUGGCAUGAUUGUGUUUAGACUGUAGCCGAUUAACUAAUGGCCGGAGCCGAGCGGUCUGCUCGGAUCAGUGGUGGAUGAGGGGACGGUAGGGUUACCGCAGGCAUUUUUCGGGGCGGUUAGCCUUGAUUAUUUAUUAUUAUUAUUUAGAGACUGAGUAGUAUCGCAGGCGGUUAGCCUGUGAGACAGCGUCGUGCUUUUUUGAUAGGGUAAACGGCUAUUGCCUCUGUUGGAUGGUGUCGCACUCGACUAUGCGCGGCCCCUGUAUAUCGAGUGGGUCGGUAGCAUUAGCCUAGCGUGACGCCGAAACUGAGCGCGCGAUGCUCCAGGACACAGUAAGUCAGCUUCAACAGGAGGUUGGGCAGCUGCAGUCGUCCUUGGAGGCACUCACUGUUGCUCGUUUCAGCCCUGAUACGUCCAAAACUAGCGGGUGUUACGGGUGUGGUGCUCCUGACCAUUUUCGGCGGGACUGCCCAGUGGGGCGUCUUGGUCAGCUGAGGUCCGGGACACCGGGGUCACAAAGUUGAGGUGUCCCUCGUGAGGAGGGGAGGCCGCAGUCGAGGUGGGUGCCCGUUAGUCGCUUCCAGCGCUGACCCACCUCGACCGAUGUGUCUUCUCGAUCCGGUUUUGCGGCAGAACAGGAGCGUGACCGGUCUAUUAUGUGACUAGGUCAGGAUGUGUGUCAAAGGUUUCAGGCGGGAAAUCAAAUUUGGUCCCUCCUGAUCGAAACCGAAAGUAGUGGAAGACCCUGUUACAUCAAGUAGGGUGGGUGGGCAGAUAUUGACUUGUGCUGCUAAGAAGUGCUCGUGAACCAAAAGGUGAUUGUAUUUUUAAGUUUCAGAUGGACCCUACGCGGCUGGAGCUAGACAGCCUCUGGACGGCUGUUGCCGAGGAAAGGGCCGAGCGCGAGCGACUGGAGGAACAGCUUCAGGGUCUCCUCAGAGGACUCUCGGGAGGUGGUAUGCCUUCCGCGGACGCCGGGCUGCCGCUGAUCGUGCAGCAGGACGCGGAGCUGACUGAGGUGGUGACGGAGAUGCCGUCCUCCGCACUGUGGUCGUCGCCGGCGCCGUCGGACUCGGACCUGGUGGAGGUGGUGGUGGAGGUCCCACCCGCGGAUGGUGGUGCCGCGGGUGAAGCCAUGUGGGGGACGCAGCCAGAUGGAGAAUCGUUCCCGUCUCCUGACAGGAGACGCCCGGGAGACGGCGAGGAGGGCGACGGACGACCACCCGUAUCUCCGACCGCCGCCAUCCUGGCGGAGGUUUCAGUCGCGGUCGACGGUGCCGACAUAUUGGGCGAAAUUCUGGGCGAGCCGGUAUCUCCGGCCGCCGCCAUCCUGGCGGGGGCUUCAGUCGGGGUCGACGGUGCCGACAUAUUGGGCGAGAUUCUGGGCGACCCGAUCGACACGGACUUUGGCUUGGGGGACAUCGCUGAGGGGUCCGGCGGUUCGCCGGAGGCUGGUCCGCCGGGGUCCGCCGUGCUCUUAAUAGGAGAUUCUAUGCUGAGCAGGGCGGACUUCCGGUGUGACCCCCCUCGGCGCCUGUCCGUGUGCGCGGUCCCCGGGCUGACUCUGAGCCGCUGGCUGCGGUCAAGCGCGACCGAAGUAAGGGCGUGGGUCUGUGGGAAAGGGGAGCUGACGGACCUCCAAGUCAUCUUAUGGCUGGGCGGUAAUGACGUUUACCCAAGGGGGGCCGCCUUCGACCCGGUCACGGUGGUGGCGACGCUGGGGCGGCUGAAGGAGACCAUCAUCGACACCCGUAGCCUUGGUUGCGCCGUGACCAUCCUCGGCGUGACGCCGCGGCCGGCCCGCGACGGUGGCAGAGUGUGGGAGUCCACCCCGGCCUUCUGGCUCGAACGGGCGCUGUGCGAACUGUGCCGCGAGACCGACUCCACUUUCGUCGCGCUCGGCCGACGCCUCUGCCGGCGGGAGGGGAGGAAACGGCGCUUUAAGAUGGACGGCAGGUUCUUCUCGGCUGACGGGGUCCACCUCAGCGCCGCCGGCUACCGGCGACUGAUGGACUACCUGCCGGGGUGGCUCAGGCGCGGCCGACGCUAGGCGGCAUGUGUGAGGGCGCUCGGGACGGUGUGUAUGAAUGUAUGAUUCGAAGUUGUCGUUUUUGUUGU